CAGCAUCCAACUUUGAAGAACAGAGAGCAUUGAAUGUCGUCGUCGCCGAGAGUGUGAUGCUUCUAUUUGUUUGAUGGCAUCCUCAAAUCAACAUUGCUCGCCUCACCAAAGUUAACAGCAUGUCCGGUUGAUUACACGAGUAUGGACCAUUUCUAAGGUUCUGCCAUGGCCAGUGGAGGAGGGUCGGUGCCCACGCCUACGCCUCAAUUCCCUACACAUAAUGCGCCCCGAGUGUGGUUGAUUACCGCGGGGGAUUCUCCCGUCGGCAUUUCAUUGUCACGCCAGAUCCUCGAUCAUGGCGACUACGUCGUGUCUGGAAUCAAUCAAUCCGAAUUUGAGAGCGACAGCCCCCGGAGUCAGCAGUUCAAACGAUUCUUGUCCGAGGUUGUACGGGAGAAUGGGUGGAAGGAUCGCAUGAAGAUCAUCCCACUCGACAUCAGAAUCGUUUAUCAAUGUCAAGCAGCAGUGGCCGAGGCCGUGCAUACAUUCAAAAAGAUCGACAUCUUGUUGUGUUGUACAAGUGAGGCGGUGGUGGGCACGGUCGAGGAGCUCUCCACUAGUCAGCAAACAUUGUCACUUGUGCGCGCCCAAUUCGAGAAGAACUUCUUCGGGCCCCUGAAUAUCAUCAAGGCCGUCAUCCCGGAGAUGCGAUCCAAGAUGAACGGCCAUAUAAUAGUGCUCACAGGCAUCCACGGCCAUCUGGGAACUCCCGGGUUGAGCAUGUACUGUUCCGCGGGCUGGGCGCUGGAAGGCAUAUGCGACAGCAUGGCGUAUGAAAUUGCUCCUUUCAACAUCAAGCUGACCAUUGUCCAGUCCAGCGUGGAAAUUGGCAUCCUGACCAACAAAAUCACCUCGGCGCCGCCCAUGAAGGAAUACGCCCGCGAAUCGGGCCAUACGGCCCCCAUGUUUCGUGGGAUUCUGGAUGGUCUGCUCAACCGACUACCUGGCAUACGCGCACAGUACCCGCAAUCACCAGGGCAUGAAAUACACACCCCGUCUUCCGAGGCUGAAAGGGAGAGCGGGCCCUAUCUGCUAAGCCGCAAUGAAGUGGUCAGCCUCUAUCCUCCUCUCAGUGAUGCCCACACGGAGAAGUUGCUCGCCGAAACCGUCCAUGCCCUUACGGCGAUAGGCGGCCAUGAAAAUCCACCAGCAAGGCACAUUGUCGGGUGGGAGGGAGUUGCUAGCGUCAAGGAGAAGCUGAAGACUGUGAGUGAAGAGCUCGAGGAGUUUGCAGAAACCAGCGCAUCGGCCGAUAUUGCGAAGCAGGGUCCAAGUGCGGGACGGCCCUCAAAUCUUGCCAAUGUUGAGAUAGGAGAUGUCGAAACCGAUGUCUUUGAUGCAUCCCUAGGUCUACGCUUUGGGUAGUAUGUCCAGAUGCAAUGUAACGUCAUGGCUUUUCAAUGUC
Molecule: messenger RNA, 1405 nt
Organism: Exophiala dermatitidis NIH/UT8656
Lineage: Eukaryota; Fungi; Ascomycota; Eurotiomycetes; Chaetothyriales; Herpotrichiellaceae
Product: short chain dehydrogenase/reductase
Exons: 2
Coding region: 166-1365 (399 amino acids)
Source: RefSeq, a predicted model, not a curated record